AUUGUGCGAGUAAUCCGUGUUCUGCAGGAUUCACGUGUACAUCGGAUACCAACAGCUACAUUUGUAGCUGUCCUGCUGGCUAUACGGGAGACGACUGUAGCAUCUAUGAUGGUUGUGCGAGUAAUCCGUGUCCCACAGGACAAAUUUGUACACCGUAUACCAACAGCUACGCCUGUACAUGUCCUACUGGCUACACUGGCAGCGACUGUAGUAUUUAUAAUGGUUGUGCGAGUAAUCCGUGUCCCACAGGACAAAUUUGUACACCGUAUACCAACAGCUACGCCUGUACAUGUCCUACUGGCUACACUGGCAGCGACUGUAGCAUUUAUAAUGGUUGUGCGAGUAAUCCGUGUCCCACAGGACAAACGUGUACACUGUAUACCAACAACUACGCCUGUACAUGUCCUACUGGCUACACUGGCAGCGACUGUAGUAUUUAUAAUGGUAUGAGUAUUUAA
Anneissia japonica is the source of this 458-nucleotide messenger RNA. RefSeq names its product delta-like protein 1. The annotation marks the transcript as partial. Gene Ontology annotation, cellular component: protein-containing complex; plasma membrane. Gene Ontology annotation, biological process: heterophilic cell-cell adhesion; establishment or maintenance of epithelial cell apical/basal polarity. The transcript has 4 exons. Gene Ontology annotation, molecular function: calcium ion binding. The record is from RefSeq and is a predicted model, not a curated record. NCBI's taxonomy places the organism in Eukaryota, Metazoa, Echinodermata, Crinoidea, Comatulida, Comatulidae.